This is a messenger RNA of Xyrauchen texanus (razorback sucker), 21915 nucleotides long. RefSeq names its product nesprin-2-like. The record is from RefSeq and is a predicted model, not a curated record. Gene Ontology annotation, molecular function: protein binding. NCBI's taxonomy places the organism in Eukaryota, Metazoa, Chordata, Actinopteri, Cypriniformes, Catostomidae. The transcript has 102 exons. Gene Ontology annotation, cellular component: membrane.
GUGUGUGAGGGUGUUAAGGCAAGAGUCAUGGCAUCGGGGGGAGAAACCUGCACUCUGUCUGAGGAUGAAAGGGGCAUCCCACUGGACAUCGAUGAUGUACACAUGCUUUUGCAAGUGGAACAGGAACAGAUUCAGAAGAGAACUUUCACAAACUGGAUCAAUGCACAGCUCUCCAAGAGGAGCCCUCCGACCUCAGUCCAGGAUCUGUUCUCGGACCUUCGAGACGGAACUCGAUUGUUGGACCUACUCGAGGUGAUGAGUGAUCAGCGCAUGAAACGUGAGAGGGGUCAUGGUGUGUUUCAGCAGAGAGGAAACAUUGAGACUGCUUUGAACUUCUUAAAAAAUAAAUCAAUAAAACUGGUCAACAUAAACAUCUCAGACAUCAUAGAGGGCAAGCCUUCUAUCAUUCUAGGCCUAAUAUGGACUAUUAUCCUGCACUGCCAUGUAAAGGAGCUAGCCAGCUUGCUCUCCUAUGGCUCCCGCUCGUCAUCUCUGGACUCUCUGUCCAGUCUGGAUUCUGCCCCUGGGUCUCCUGUCAGCAGUCCUGUUCUUCGAAGAGCAUCACCACUCCAUGCACGCUUCCGUCUCUCUGCUAAGAAGACUCUGCUCCUGUGGGUUCGGGACCAGUGCCAGAAAGUUGGUUGCACAGCCAGUGUGAGGGACUUUAAAUCCAGCUGGAGGAGUGGUGAUGUGUUCCUUGCCAUCCUAUUUUCUCUUAGACCAGAUCUGGUGGACCUCUCUCAAGCUCAGACCAGGAGCCACCUGGAAAAGCUGGAGCAAGCAUUUCACCUCGCUGAGACUGAGCUGGGAAUUCCCAGACUGCUUGAGCCAGAGGACAUUGACGUCAAGAACCCUGAUGAGAAGUCCAUUAUGACAUACAUUGCACAGUUCCUGCAGUACUCCAAUGAUCUGCCCUCAGCUGAUGAUGAUUUUGAGGCUUCACCCAAUCAGAAAGCAAGAGAGAUGGCGUGCUGGCUACAGCGAGCCUAUCUGGAGUUAGGGGAGGCGUGGACCUCCACAGAGGGGAAGGGAUAUGCAGAAAGAUAUCAGGCAUUCCAGAACUUUGUGGAGACUUACUAUGGCCAACGACGUCCAGUUAUUCCAUUGCUCAGUGCAAUUAGACGCUCUGCCAAACCCACUGAGGAGCAGCAAGCACUUAUAAAGGCCUGGGACAUCAUGGAGCAGAGGUUACAAGAGUACAGAACAGAGCUGGAUGUUGGCUUGCCCGACCCUCUGAACACACUGGGUCAGUGGCUUCAGCAUAUGGAGGCAGUCCUGUCUGAAGAGAACAGAAACACAGAAGAACAUGCUCUUGCUGCCAGAGACGCCAGAAGCAAACAAGAGCAACUCAAGGUUUUGGUUGAGGAUUUAAGCCAACAUUUGAACACUCUUCAUGAGUACCAUAACGCAGACGACGAUGUUUGUCCUCAUGUACCAAUUGAGAAGCUGAAGGAGAUCAAGAGACGUUUCACCAGUGCCAGAGUGACAAUCAAGUACCACGGCAUAAAGUUACAAUACAGGGAGCAGAUACACCAUCUUUAUGACCUGCUGGGGCUUCUAAAGUCUAAGUUAGGCUUGUGGAGAGGGCUUUAUGGCUCCCAAGAGUCUGUUUACUCCCUGCUACAGGACUGGCAUGAAACAGUUGACAAGCAAGGCCUGUUGUCAAUGUUGACGGAAGCACUUCAUAAACUGAAGGACACAGCAGCCAAUUACACAGACAAAGCAGCCUUGGCUGAAGACUUGCCUAUAGUGAACAGGCAGGUAAAGGAAGUUGAAAAUGAGAUGGGGGUGUGGACAGAGGCCGUAGAUUCAGCAAGGGGCACAAUGGAGCGUGUGCUGGCUGCAUGGGAGACCUACAAAAACUGCCUGUAUCUAUUGCAAGUCUGGUUGGGUCAGGAGGGCCAAUUACAAACUGACGGGAAAGAGCAGAAGCAUUUAUCUGAGUGGAGUUCUCAUCAAGCCCAGCUGAAUGAGGCUGGAAACUUUCUCAUUGAGAUGGCUGAUGCCUCCACCAGCCACUCUCUUGCUGAUGAGCUCUGCAGACUCAACAUGCAGUGGGCUGACUUCAUUAAAAGGACCAAGUUUGCAGUGGCCUCUCAACCCACUAGUGUGGUCGCAGGUGUACAAACUGCCCAGGGCCUUAUUCAGGAAGCAGGCUGGGUGCUUAGAGAGGCAGUGGAGGUGUCAUCUGGACCUCUAUGUAUAUAUAGGAAAAAACUCCAGAUCAUCAUUAAGAAGAUGUCAGAGUUGAAUAUGGACUCUUUAUCUCCAUUACCAGACUGCAAGGAGGAAACUCCACAGAAACUCAAAUGUACUCUACCAGAGAUGUAUGAGACUCUGAGUGGUGUGAACAAGUCGUGUGAGGGCCUCCAGAGAGCUGCAUCCCUGCUGGAGGGAAGAGUGGCUGAGCUUGAAAACUGGAGAACGGAAGCCCAAGAUGUCUGCCAGCAUCUAAAAGAAUGUCAGCAUAGGGGCCAUCGGGGGCCUCAUCUCAAGGCCAAAGCGCUGAUCUCACGAGGUCUACAGUUAGAAGGACAGGUGGUGACCGAAAGUGAGGACCUGCAGACGUUGGUGACAUCAGUGCAAAAAACCCACUCUCUGCCUUACUACAGCAUGUCAGUUCUACAUGACCGAGUGAAACAGACUGUCUUUGAGUGUCAGGAGGUUAUUGAGAUGCUCAGUUGUCAUGGAGGUAAGCGCAAAGGGCAGCCUGAUGGUUCACAGCCCUCUUCUAAGGUUAUUGUGCCAGCAUAUUCUCAGUCUGAGGCCCACACUCAAUCCUUUCAACAACAUCAGGCUCGGAUGUUUCCCAAAAGCACCAAACCUUCUCGAGAUAGCCUAAUAGAUCCUCAAAGCGAAGAAGAUCUUUCACCUCAGCUGCGGGCACAACUGGGCAUGCAACCCCAAGUGUUCCCUCUUACCCACUCUGAAUUUCAUGAUAAAAUACCCAAAGAUCAGAAGACAACUGUGUGUCAGAUACAGCAAAUUGAGCUCAAACAGCCAGUGCUGUCAUCGGUUGUUGGAAGGAAGACUCAAAUGAAACCACAGACUGAAGUUCAGGUUAUCUCUGUAGACUCUGUCAACUCUUCAUCCUUGCCUACAUUUAGCUUAAACACUUUGUAUACAUCUUUUACAGUGAAUCCAUCUGGAAUGCCAAUAGAACAAAACCUUGGUGCAUCACUAAAAUCACAACCUCAAACCUCAUUGGCCACCCCACACCAAAAGGUACUCCCCAAGGGUCAAAGCUUUCCACAGCCACUUGAGCCAUUACAAACCCAAGAACCCAGAAAACAUCAAAAGACGGAAGAGCUAAAAACACAAAGUGUCCCACCUGUUCAGAAACCGAUCCUUGCAUUAUCUGGUAGUCUGCCAAAUGAUCCAUCUCCUCCAAAACCCUCAUCUAUCUGCAAAAAACAAAAGAAGAAAGGUCAAAGCAAGGCUCCAACUGUUUCUCAUGUCCCAGAACGGAAUGAGGUAUAUGCCAGAGCUCAAGCUUUAGCCAAAAGCAGACUGGAAAAAGCCAAACGGCACCUGCAGGACCACAUACAGGAUGUGAUCACAGUGUUCAGUAACAAACAACCCAGGAAAAAGCAGGCAGCAUCACGGCUUCUCAGGCCUGCUGUUUUGGAGGAGUUCAUAGAAACUGUGAAAGGAAUGGGGGCCUUCUGUACUGAUGCCCAGCUCGGAGACAUGGACCUUCUCUGUCAGUCUGUCAGGGCCCAGUGGGAGGUGAGUGCCACAGCAGCUGAGAAUUCAGGGUGUCUGGAAGCCUUGACAAGAAUGAAUGAGAGUCUGCAGCACACAGAGAGUUUUCCUCUUGCCAUCACCCACCUGAUGAUUAACACGGAGAGGGUAGAGACUGUUCAGCACCGCAAAGACUCGACGGGUGUUUUAACACCUUGCCAGGACAGCAGGGGUGGAGCAGUCAAGGAUUGCAUCCUGCUGAGAGAGACUAGACUGCUAGAUGACCUUGCUCUAACUCACUCAUAGGCUAUCGUCCAGACCAACACUGUGGAGAUGAAACAGAUACCCAAAAGGACCAUCAUCCACCCCUGCUCAGCAGAGGAACUAAAGGUUACCCCACAGGAACCUCGAAGCAGGGUGAAGUCCUUUGAAACAGCAGUAGAGCUACUGGAGUCAGCUGACAUUCGGAUAAGACUGAUCUCAGAUCAGCUGAAACAAAUCAAUCAGAAACCUGUGAAUAUUAGAAACUUCACUGUUGCUGAUGCCAAAACUCUACAUGAAGAUCUAAAGCUGCUACAUCAAAGUAUCGAGAAGCUGUUUCUCAUCAAUCAGAGUGAAAGUUCAGUUAGUGACCCUGCUGAUCUGAGUCACGUUGAGCUCCAAGCCCAUCUCCCUCGGCAACAAACUCUCCACAGCCGCGCAAAAUGUUUGGAGGAGCUAAGGCACUAUCUGAGAAAGACAGAGUCAUCCUUUGUGGCCCUUGAGAACCUCCUAUCCCAUCUCCAGCAUGUGAAUGAAGACAUCACUGCAGCUCAGAGCACCUUAGCCUCUACAUCAGACUGCAACUCUAGAUUUGCUACCAUUUGGCAAAAUCUUCAGCAGGCCAGAGAGGAAUCUGUUCAGCUAGAUCGAAUACUAGAUGAUGCUGGCAUGAGAAUAGCUCUUGAUGACAAACCAGGCAGUUGUCAUGAGAUGGUGUCAGCUAUGGUUCUACUUGCUGAAGAGGUAGAGACCAAACUGUCUGCAAGGUCGAGGCGAGAUGAAAGAGGUGGAAAAAGAAGCAAGAAGGGAGAGCAGAAGGAGAGAAUGCUCAGUGGAAAGAAAAUGGCCUUGCAGGUCACACUGAAAGAGGUGCUGGCAGCACUGGAAAGACAUGGGCUGAAGGAACCCACACUUCCUGCACUACAACACAGGUUACGUUUCCUAACAGACAUGGAGAGUAAACUGGUUGCACUACACUCAGAAAUUUGGGAUCUACGAAAUACACAUGCGCAGACAAACACCUCAGACACUGGCAUCAGCGAGCUGCAGACACAAUGGGAAGAUGCACAUAGAGCAGUUACUGAGAGUCAUGAGCAGUGUGUCUCUUUGACCGAACUACUGAAGAAGUUCCAAAGCUGUCGAAAUCGCUUGGGCAGUACUUUGCAGAUAGCUGAGCAGACCCUCGCUGAUCAGGCCUCCUACAUGGGCAAAGAUAACCUACACCUACUGAUCAGUAAGGUCACCAGUAUAAAAUCAGAACUUAAUGAUCUUGGGGAUGGAGUGGAGGAGUAUAGAGCUGUGUGCAGACAGCUCCAGUCGCUGAUGAGAAGGAUCCCAGAUUGUGCAGAUGCCCCAUUUGAGAGUGAGGCUGAUGCUAUCAUGGACCGCUGGCUUGAUGUCACUGAGAAGACCGACUGUCAUCUAGACAACCUUCAAGCUGGGUUUUCUCUUUGGGAAAAACUCCUCUUAAUGGCUGGAGAGGUGGAGGGCUGGAUCGCCCAAAAGCUGAUGACACUUGCUCAGACACACCCCUUUCAGACGGAUCAGGAUGUGUCGGCCAUGCAGGAUGAGCUGAUGGCUCAACAAGACAACAUCGGACAUUUCCAUCGCAGAUCUUUAGAGAUCCAGGAGCUGCUGCAAAGUCGAGAAUUCCCACUUGAGCUACAGGUGAUUGAAAGCCAGCUGAGGAAGAGGAUGGCAGAGGUGAAGGAGCUCUUUUCAGAGACCAGUGAUGUCUUUACACAACUGGUUGCUGCCAAAACGCAGGUGUCGUCUGAGAUAGCAGAGCACCAAUCCACCAUCCACACCAUCACAGAUGCUCUAAACACACUGACUUCAUCUGAAAGCACACAGUUCCUCAACACAAUCCAGUUUUUAUCAGAGCAACUGCAGGAGGAGACGGAGCAUAGCGAGGCUUUGCUGCAACAGAUUGGUCUUCUUGCCAGCAUUGCUGGUCUAGAAAACCUGCAUGCACUGGCUGAAGAUGGAGCUCAGCUUCAAGAAAGCAUCUGCACAGCCAGAGAGCUGAUCAUGGAAAAGACAGAGCAGAUAAUGAAUCCCAAAACCCCCCAAAAUCCUCAGAUGGUACAAGACCUAAAGAACAUCAAACCCUUGAUUAAUGAAACACAAGAUCCUCAACCAAAAGAUAAUCUGCUUGCAGCUACUCUGUGUCCUCAAACACAAUCUCAAUCUAAUGGUGAAAAAGCAGAACACUCCCACAGAGACAAGAUACGAGAUGCUCUUCUAGCUGAUUUUAGGGACUUCAAGCAACAGGCCUACAUCUGGACAAGUGAACUACAUCUGAGGGGUAAUCUGAAGGUUUAUGUAGAUAAGAACAGCCAGGCUACACUCGAGGAGAGACUUGAAGCAGUACAGGUUGUAAAAGAUCUAAAGCCUGAAGCAGACAGCAGGCUGCAGGACCUGAAGGUGAAAGGUCAGAGACUUCUCCAAGGACAAGGUCUAGAGGACAGAGACAAACAGGAAGUCAAUGACACCCUUGGGAGUUUAGAGAAAAAGUGGGAAGCUCUUCUGAAAUCCGCAGAUGAACAGCACAGGUUCCUUCAGGAUGUUAAGGAGCUUUCCUCCUCCUGUCAGUGCCAGAUGCAGCAGACUGAGAGCAGGUUACAGGAGUUGCAGGUGCUGGCGGCUGAAUUGCCUGUGCUGUUCCCUUGGCCUGGCUUUGCUGAGAGGCGUAAGGCCAUUGAGCAGACCGAAGACCUCCUGUUCAAAGCACAGGAACUGGGACCUGCCCUCUCUACACAGAGAGCCAAUUACAAGGAGCUGGCCAAAUACAACUCCAGCUGGACUGAGCCAUCCUGGGGCAACUUGGAAUGCAAUGUGUCCUGUCUUGUCCAAGAUCUUAAUGAUGUGUGUGUAAGUCUAAGUGAGGGUACAGACAAGGAGCAAAGGUGUGCACUGUUAAUGCAACAGAGUCAAGAGUGUUUGGACUCUCUACAGGAGCGGAUAGAGGAUGAUUGUCAAGACCCAAAUGCGCUAAAGGCCUUGCUUCAAGCUGUAGAACAAGAGGGCAGAAACCUGCUGGAGGUUGAGAAACUAACUGAUGUCCUUCUGAAAACCUGCACUUCAGAAGGUCAGACCACUCUUUCCCAGGACAUUCAGACUCUGUUUAGAAAGACAUCAGCCCUGAAGAGGACCCUGGAAGAUGUGGGCACUUGGUGUGGGAACUCUGAGCCAGUUAAAAGCUUUGUACAGUGGAAUGAAUUUCAGCAGCAUCGACUAUCCCUAGAGGAGCUCUGUUCAGUUCAGCAGACCAUCGCUUCCAUUAUGCUACCUGACUGGGAAGGAGAAAGAGUGGGGAGAAUGUCAUCGUCUUCAUCCUCCUUGCCAUCAUCCUCCAAAAGACUGUCAUCAUCCACCUCUUCCUCUUCCAUGUCACCCGCCAAAGUGGUCAAAGAGUGGAGGAAGUUUGGAGGAGACUUUGUCAAUGAGAUCGCCCCAGCUAUGCUGUCCCUGCAGCUAGGGUGGGGGGUCUUUCUCUGCUGUCGAUGGAGAAAAAUGGGGAUCUCCAUUAUUCGACGGCGUGACCUGCACCCUCCUUUCCAAAACUCUCCGUAUAAAACAGGAACAAUGCGGGUGGCCACUGACAGUGCAGCAAAUGACUUUGAUCGCAGGACUGUAAAUAUCAUGACCACUGAGGAAAACAUUGCAACUGCAAAUGUAUCACAUUUAUCUGGCUCAACCCAAAAAGCACCAACAGAUGUUGAGAAUCUCCGACCAGCCCAGGACACAGAUAAGCAGAAGCUCAAGUUUGGAUCUGUAGAGUGGAAUGAAACUGGACCUGCAAUAAGAGAAGACCACAAGAAGAUCACUGAUGGUACAGGUGUAAAAUCAAGUGCCACUUAUGGCUCUUUCUUUGGUAGUCCACUUAACCCAGAAACGCCAAACCUCAUCUUAACCUUAGUACUGAACUCCGAUAUCACUAAAUCCAACCAGAAUCCUCUGGCACAAGGCAUUUCAGAUUCUGCAACUCAGUGGGACACAGUUUCAGAUGUUCAUUAUGAGACUGCAGAGAUAUCAGAGAAUGGAAUGAAGAUUUUGGAAUCCAAGCGAUGUGUUGCUGUAGAUGAAGAAAGCUCUUCUGAUUUACUGCCUCCAAAGCAGAUCGCCACUAUUAUUUUGGACUCUUAUCUUUCCACAUCAGAUUUGCAGUUUGAUAAGAACAACUGCACUGAUAGAGUUGAGCCUUCUCAGAGAACUUUUGCUCUUGAGAUUGAUUCCAGGCCUAAACCUGAGAAGGACUCAUCAACUCCAAAAUUAGUCUCAUCUUGCUCUGAUCCCAUGGUUUCACACCCAGAGAAUGAUGAUGUAUGCACUGGAACUGCAAAGAAAGUAUUUACCAUCAUUUUGGAUGUUGAUUUACCUACAUUACAGUUAGACAGCUACUGGCCACUGCAGACAACAGAAUGCGGGGGUCCUGAGGGAUCCGCCCACACAGGCGAAUUCUCUUAUUCAGAAGUCAUGGAUCAACAGAGGAGCUCUUCUGGCACUGGGAAUCCUGGAGGCCAAGACUCUGAAAUAAGCCUUUUGGAAAUGGAUAAUGUGAAAUCAUUCUCUGAAUCAAAGAAGGUUCAUAUCAAAUCUCAGGAAGACAUGUGUGAAAUUCCACAUUUGGGAUUGGUACAGCCAAGACAGAGGGAAACUAAAGUUAUGCUGCCACUAAAGACCUCUGAGGUCAUGGAGAUUGACAUUAUAAAAGGUAGAAAAGAGGAGUCACAUCAGCUUGUCGAAGACCAACAUGCAGUUAUAACUGAAGACUUCUCAAGCCAUGUGGAUGUCGACACAGGAAAAGACAGUUUGUUUUCUUUGGUUCUCCUGCAUGAUGUUACAGUGGUGGAGAGUCUUGAGGAAGAGGUCACCUGUGACAAAAACACAAAUGCACCAGACAAAGAGCUCUCAAACUUGGAAAACAACACCCAAAACCCUUCAAAUGUUAUUGAAAGAAGGAAAAAGAACAAGAAAGCAAUUGUCAUAGAACCGACAACAAAUGUUAAGUUGAAGACUCCAAUUUUCAAACAUACAAACACAACUGUUUCAGAAUGCCCUCAAACUGAGACAAGACUGGUGGACACCACAGAUACAUCACUGACUGAGACUUCAGAUACUGCAAUGUCAUUGGAUACAGAAUGCAAACUACCAGGAGCUAUGGACCCCAUGAACGAAGAUCUACUACAAAUAGAGACUAAUGACAAACAUACAGAGACAAUUGGCAUUUCUCACGCUGGAGCUGCCCAUACCAAUUCCACAGGCUCUCCAGAUGCUGCCAUCUUUAUAGCAGUAGAAUCACUGCUGUCAAUACAUACAGAUGUUUCAAAAUCAAUGCCAAUGGAUACUUCAACUUUUGUGAGAGCUGAGUGUACACAGAAUACAGAACGCAAACCUUUGGGAGCUAUGGACACCAUACAGAAACAUAGUUUGAAUCUCUUACAAACAGAAACUGAGAAUAGACAUUCAGUGGCAUGUACCAUCUCUCAAUCUCUCACUGACCUUACUCCAGAUGAUGUGGUCUUAACAGCAGAGGAAUCUGUGAAGUCAAUACAUGCAGAGACCUCUGAAUCAAUGUCAGCAGACGCUUCACCUGAACUGAACACUGAGUGUACAACUCAAAAUCCUAUCAGUGUCCCAGCAGAGACACAAUUCAGUAACUACGCUGAAGCACAGAGGACAGAAGAUUUAGAGAGCAGUUUUCUUUUGCAGUCUGAAGACAUGCACGGAGCCAAUUCGGAUCUAUUUGGCUUGAACAAAGCAUCCCAAAACAGAGGAUUGGGAGCAGAUGGUGAGGAUAAAACAAGGCAUGUAGAGCAGUCCAGGGUGUGGGCUACUUUUGUGGACACUGUUGCUAAUUUUCAGCCACUCCUGGUAACCAGUCAUGUUUCUGAGGAAACCAGGUCAAGGGAGGAUGCCUGGUGUCUUAACUGGGUAUUCACAGAGUCAGAGGCAAGUCUGGCAUGGACUUUCCUGCGGGUUUGCAGAUGCCGGAACCAGCAAGCCCAAUUGAGCCUUACACGUAUGACUCAUCAGCUGGAAGAAGCAGAGAUCUGCAGGCAGUGUGUAUUGGAGCAUAUAGCGAGGCUGCCGGAGCAUGGAGCUAGCGGAGGGUACUCUACUGAGCAUGAGCAGAGGAUAGAGGGGAGAUGGAAUGCAUUGCUGCUGGAUACUUCUACCAUGGCACAGUUUAAAAAAUCACAGCUUCAGCAGGUUACACAUUACCACCAGCAAAAACUGGCUCUAAAAGAUGCACUCCACACUCUGGAGGCAGAGCUGAGCACACUGACAAUGGAUUAUAUUGAAAGCAGCACCCUGCAAGCAGAAAAACUGAGUGCAUUCUUGAAAACUAUGCAGAAGAACAGAGGCUUGUUUGAGGAGCUCCUACAGACAUGCUGCCAGAUCUCAGCCCAUCUGAGUGAAGCAGAAGGACUUGUGGUCUGCUUUGAACCAGUUAGAAAUUUGCAGGAGAAUUGGCAAACUCUGGAAAGGGCUGCUUUAAGGAGUCUGUGGCAAAAUAACAUUUGCACAGCAGAAGUGUCCGCGCUGCUACAAGAGUCCAGAGAGAUUAGAUGUGAACUAGAGCUUCUGGAGAAGUCUCAAGGACAGAAAGACUGUCAAAAUAUAUUACAGCAAGCUGUUGAAACUGCUGACCUGAUAGUGUUGAGUGAGCGUUACCUGUACCUUCUUGAGCUCUCUCAGGAUCUUUCCUUAAGUCCAUUGAGGAAGAAUGAGCUCAAGGAUAUUGAGGACACCAUGCAGCGUCUUAAUUCUCAGCUUGCUCUGGUUCAGGAGAAGUUACAUUCUAACACUUCUAAUGACAAUGAGUGUUCACCGAUUAUAAGGAUUAUAAGGGAUUAUUUCACAUGGGCUAAACAAACAGAGAGCAAAGUUAGUAGGAGAAGGAGGUUGUCUCUGUUUCCUGAGGAGGCAAGUCACCAGAUCAACCUCAUGAAGAAACUGCAAUCGGAAAUAUCUCUAAAGAGGUCUCAAAUGGCCUCUGUUUUAAAAGGGCUAAAACAAGAAAUUACAGGACUCAGCGAGGGAGAUUCCAUUGCCAUGUUACCCACUCUCAAAUCCUUAGAAAAUUUGUACAUUAAGAUUACAGAGAACACUGACUGUACUGUGGUGGAAAUGAACCGAAUUUUGCAAAUGAGAGAAAUACUUUGGAAACAGAUCGCUGACAGCAGCUCUUGGCUGACCUCAGUAUUGGAGGAAGAGUCUGUAAAGCCUAUGACUUCUGAACUUGCAACUACCAUCCCAGAAUUGAGAGUCCAGCUUCAAAUAUGCACAGAGGCUUUAAAGGAGGCUGAGAAGCAAGUAAAUAUAAUUGAGUCUCUGAUAGAUGAAACCAAGAAUGUGACUCAGGGUUUAAGUGUACCUGAAAGCUUUCAGCUUGUUGACCGGCUUACAUCUUUACAAAAAGAAGUUUCAGGGGUCGUGAACCGUAAGCGGGGCUCACAAUGGGUGCUGGAAGAGCUUCUGAAUGCCCAGGAAUCUUCUGCCAAGGAAAAUAAUGUCAUUCAGAAGAGCUUACAAGAGAUGAAUACUGACAUCAUGAGGCAAAAGUAUCCUUUUACAAGGGAUUCUUUCUUUGCUAUUGAACAUCAUAAGCAAAUGCUGAUGGAGCAUCUGUGUAAGGUCCAGGAAAUUCCACACUUUCCAGAACCUGAAAGGAAUGCGAUUCUUCAUGCUAUACUAGACUUACAGAGGAGAAUACACCUACUAGACCAGCAAGCCAAGGAGCAGAAAAUCUACCUUAGUUUAAGGCAGCGAAUGGAGGACUCCAGAGAGGAAGUGAAGAAGAGCUUGUUGCAUAUUUCAGACUCAAGCUUCGGUACUGACACAAGGCUAAGCUUCUGUCAGGCUCUCCUGGUGGAGUUUCCCAUGUUGAAAAUGACAUGUCAAGAGGCCAUUGACCACCUGGAGGCUAUUUCAAAAGAUCUCUAUCCAUCCCAGCUGACAGCAGAACAGCAAAAGUUCACCAGGACCAUUGAGCAGCUAGCCUUUUGGGAGCUCACAGUCAGUAAUGAGGCUAAAGCCCUGGAGUCCACUCUGGUUGAGGAUCUCAGCAGUUCCACAGAUAUCAGUGUGCUUAGUGACCUUUUCAACAGUAUUCGACAAGACCUGAAAGAGACCAUCCACUUGGAACCAGAGAAUAAGGCUUUGGAUGCAGAGUUGCGGAAGCACUGGACACUGAUCAGGACUGUGGAGUCUGUGCUACGAAUGUUGGCAAGCUGCAGGAAAGGAGCCGAGGCAGAAAGCUACAAGAAAACCAUUGCUCUUGGCCAAAUAACUCUUAAUGAUUGCAUUAAGCAUAUGGACAAGCUGCUCCAGGCACAGAAGGCAUUGAAACAUUACCGCUGGGCCAUUCAGGGAGCUAGGAGCUUCUUUCAGCAGGUUGAAUCCAAUCUGAUUAUUCCCUCUGUCAGCUUCAAAGACUGCAAAGAGGAACAGCGCCAUAUUCAACAGACUUCUACCUGUCUGGCUGAGGGUUUCAAGGCCCACUUGGCUGAAGUUUGUUCAUGCAUACCCCAGCAUACAUGCCUCUCUAUUCCUAAAACUGAGCAGCUUCAUAUCCAGGUUUUGAGUCACUUUUUAGUACAAGAUGCCAAAUUAGAAGUUCAGGCUCAGCUCAGACUGGAGGCCUUACAUAGGUGCACGAGAGACCAAAGGGUGCACAGGAGCCACCAUGAAGAAAUCAGUCUACAUCUCAAAAACAUUGACUCUCAAAUCUCAAAAAGCUUAAGUCAAAAACUGACUAAUUUAGAAGCCUGCCAAGACCAACAGCUGAAAGUACAGGUGCUCCUGUCUGAGCUAAAGAACCUAGCUAAAAGGCUGGAGGAGUUGAGAGAAAGCUGCCUGGAUCAGCCUUGCAAUGCACCUGCUGACCUGAUGCUGGGACAUCUGUGGAGGUCUUUGGCAGUUCUGCAGUGCAGAGUGGAUUCACUCAAAGACAGCACAGCUCAUAAAGAAGCAGAGUGGAUGGAAUUUAUGACACGUCUAAAUAAAUCAAAGGAAGAUCUUGACAGUCUACAGAUGGAUCUUCCUGACUCAUCUUUGAUGAUGGGAUCCCUGGAAGAGCUUCAGGGUGUUCUGACCAAAAUGGAGCAUCUUCAGGAUGGGACUGAGCAGGAGCAACAUACCCUGGCUUCUCUACAACACCAUAUGGCACGAUUGCUUGGGGUCUCAAAUCUACAGCAGCUGAAAGAGUCUCCUCAAAUCUAUCAGGACUUGCAGUCUCUUCAGGGACAUUGCAGAAGUCUCAGAGAUAAAAGCAGUAACGUCCGCCGUGAGGCCCUUUUUGAGAUACAGGAGUUUGGUCGGGUGCAGGAGGAAAUGGGUGCAAUACAGCAGAGUUUUCUUUCUCUUUUGACCAUCUUGCAGUCUGAGUCUGCUGCUGAACAUUUACAGGAGGUUAAAGUGGAAUUAGUCUCACAGAAGGCUCGACUGCAGGAUGUCAUGAACAGAGUACAGAAGAGAUGGAGUUGUGUACCCCCAGAGAUUCAGACCUUACAGGAUGAGCUCAACCUCUCCCUGCUGGAGGCUGAGGAAAAGAUGGAUACGGUUAUGGAGAGGAGUGGUCCUCUUCAUAAAAUAACUGAGAAGGUGGGAGACGUAACUGUGGGACUGAAUUGUGUACAUGCUCUGCUGAAGCAAAGGAGCCCUAAUUUCUCUGAGGCUGAACAUACACAAAAGUGUAUCUGGGAUGAGCUGGAUCAGUGGCACACUUGUAUAGCUGAGCUAGAGGCUGAAGUGCAAGAGCUUGCUGAGGAACAGCCUGAGAGGGCACACAUCCUCAUGGACCAGCUCACAGAACCACUGCAGCUCUACCAGACCACAGCCAAGCUGGCUGAGCACAGGACCACCCUCAUCAGCAAAAUCCCUGCCUGUCUACAGGAGUAUGAGGGCUUACUCAGUAGCUCCACCUGCUGGCUGAGAGAGGCCCAGUCCUGGCUGGUUGCCCCCAGAACCUACACCACUGCGAAAUGCUUCCACGGCCACGCCAACUCCCUCAAGAUGAUGCUGGAUGAAUCGGAGGGAUACAGAGCAGCUCUGGAGGCCUUCGUGCCUGCCCUUCAGGAGAUCACUCCAGUGUGUGACACCACUUCUCAAGAGCAGCUUCUCCAACUGGCUAUGCAAGAUAUCACACAUAUGCAGCAAAGUGUUUUGGAUCCUCUGUCCCACCUUCAGCACUUAGCGGAUGAGAUGGAUGCCAUUGAAGCAGAGGUGAAGAUGAUGGAGAAGAAUUUGACAAAGAUCAGAACAAUCCUUUCCAUGACUGACACAGAGAACAUCUCACCUGAGGAACAUCUCCAGAACACACAGGUCAUCCUGGACAAUAUCCAGUCCAUGAAGAGGACCAUUGAUGAAAUUGAGAGCUGCAGACCAGGCCUGGGGCUUCCUGCAGGAGCAGAACAAACUCUCACAGCCUUCAAUUGGGCUCAAGAGCUCCUACAGCCCAUACAGGAGCUACAGCAGCUCAGUGUGGAGCAGAAGACAGCACUUAGGGCAUCUAUUGGUCUGCAAACUGAGAUUACCUUACCUUUUGGCCAAACCUUGGGAGUCACUUCGCCACACCCCUACACUGGAGAAAUGAUGCAGGUGUCCAUGGAAGACCCUUACAGUGAGGAAGAGGAUGAAGGCAGUCAGUCUUCAUCCUCAGGAACUCUGACAUGCAGUGUUCCAGAGGAUCCAGAUGAGAGCAUAAUGGAGGAGAAAGAUGUUGAAACUGAAACUGCAUCUGCUGUAACGGAGUGUGUCACCAAGGAAUUGUCUUCUGAAGAUGUUGAGAACAUGGAUGUAGCUGCAAUCAAGCAUACAUUAGUGUUAAAUGAAUCUAACCCAGGAAGUGGAUUCACAGAGCCUCCACUCCAUGAAAUAUCUGGCACAAUGAGUAGAUUAGUUACUGAAGAGACUACCUGUCUACCUGCAGCAACACCCGAACACUCUGAAGAGUUUACAAAUGAAAGUUGCCUUAUAUCUGAAAUGGCAAAUGAAGAUACUGUUUUAAAAUCUGAGGAAAAGAAGACCAAGUGCCCUGUAAAAACAAGUGAUGCCAGUGAAACAACUGAAGAGUCAGAAUUUGUAGAUGAGAACACUGUAUCAAUAACCACAGAAACGGGUAUAGUUGAUCAAGUAAAAUCACCAAUAUUUAAAGAAGACUCAAUCCCACAGACACCUAACAGAGAGGCUUUAGAAGUUACUGAUGAUGACCAAUCCCAACCUGUAGGCAGCACAGCUGAUUCAGUAACAAAAUCCAUAGACACCACGACCAAAUCGGUGCCACAGCAAGAUACUACACUGAUGCAGUGUGAGGUGAUGGAACAGAGAGAACUGAUUAAGUUUAUGGCUUGUCAUAGCCGCAGCAGCAUAGAUCUGGAAAAUUCCCAGUCUCUGGAAUACAUUUGGUGCAGCAGUGCCACUGUCAGUGAUCCAGGGCAGUCUGUAGAGGAGUGUUUGGCCCAGCUUCUUACUAAAUUAAAGAAAUUACCAGAUGAUCUGGAUUCAUGCCAGGAUAUAAAUUCUUCAGAGACUAAAGAGCAUCUGUUGGAGAUUCCUCUGCUUGUGUUAAAAACCAGGGAAACUCAGACAAGUGACUCAACCAAACUCAUGAAGGACUUUGCCAGCAUGAAGAACCUGCAGGGUGUCACAUGGACCACACAUGUAUGGCGGAGGUCUUUUUGGCAAAAUAGUUUUGAGCAACAGGGAUGUUCUGAUGCUCUUCUGAAGGGUUUAAAGGAUCUUCUGGAGCUGGGCUGUGAACGUAUGCAACGCUGUCAGGGUGCACAGCCACACAACUGCAGCCAUCUGCGUAGCCUGCUCCGAGGACACAAGAGAUUCUUCAGAGACUUGGGGCAGAAUGUUGCAACGGUUAAGCUGCUGUCCCAUAAGCUGCCAGAGGGGGCUCUGCAGGGCCUAGCAGAGGUGGAGCAGUUAAUAUCAGCACUACAGGAUCAAGCACAGAUUCAUGGUGUCCAAAUGCAACACAAUUUGCAGGAGUGGUCUCGGUAUGAGGAGGUCACAGAAAUACUGCUCAAGCAGUUAGAUGAGCUGGAGACCGAUGUGCCCAGUCUAGAUUUGGAGCCGGAGGGGGACAUGCAGUGUCAGCUGCAGUUAUGUGAGAAGUUGCUCAAGGCCCUAGAAAACAUAAGGCCUCAGGUGGGAGAGAUCCAGGACCAGCUCAGGGCCCUACAGAAUAAAGAUUGCUGCUGUGAGGUGCCAGGGAAGACUGUCCCAAGAUCACGCCUGUUGACACGCUGGCAGGAGCUCCAUAAACAACUAGAACAUAAGAUACAAUCCACAAAAAAGAUCAUGAAGAAUUAUGACAGGUUUCAGCAUGACUCAACAGAACUAGAGGAGUGGAUGAGUUCUGCUCAUGAAAAGGUUCAGAAGUUGAUCAAUUCGUCAGACAAAUUCAUCCUUACCCAGCACAUGGAGUUCUUUAAGGAGCUGGAGGUGAGGUCUGCACAGAAAUUAUCUGCAACCUGUGUAGGCACACACAUGUUGCAUCUGACUGACAGUGAAGCUCCUGGUCUACGUAGACGACUGGCUCAACUUGAGCAGGGCUGGACAGACAUGACUAGCAUGCUGCCCACCCUUCACCAGACACAGCAACGGCUGUUGGCGAGCCAGUCUCAGAGUCAGACGUUAGCUGAGCUGACCUCCUUGCUGGAGCAUGUUGAGAGUAGAAUGGAGGAGGAAAGUUCUAGGGUCCAUUGCGCCCUGGAUUCAACUGAGCUGUCUAGAUAUCUACAGAUUUUGAAGGACAUUAAGGACGAGGUAACCAGCCAUCAAUCCUGCCUUGACUUUCUGAACCAGUCUGUAGAAGGGGUGGGGUCUUUGGAUAAUCUAGCCAAUCGUAAUGAACACAUCCUCUUUGCUGAGCGACUUGGAGCUCUCAAUCUGAGUUGGCUUGUUCUACAGGGCAAGAUCGACAGCAAGAUACAUGAUGCAGAGGACAAAUGGCAGGCCCAUGCAGACAGAGAAAGGCAAUUGCAGUAUAUACACAGCUGGAUCUCUCAACGUAUGGAAUGGGUGAGAAACAGCAAGAGACCAGACAGCUGCUGGCAGAUUGAGCAAGCAUUACAGGAGUGUGAGAAGAUAGAAGAACGGCUGAGGGUGAAGUUCUCUGAGCUGCUGGGUUUGGGAGCUCUCCAUGUGUUUGGGCAGCAAGAUGGUCAACACCCCGGAGAUCAAGGCUUCUCCAUGAACGUGAAUUCAGCUAUCCAGGAUUGCCAAAAUUUGAGCCAACAGAUAAACACUCUCAGGUCAACUCUGCGGCCAAUCAGGGAUGAGUGGGUAUACUUUAAAUCCGAAAUGUGUGCCAAAGCAAUGCAAACAAGCGGGGUGGUCUACAGGCUUGAGCUCAACAGAGUUCCUCUGUUCUCGUCUGAGCAGAGCAGAGUUUAUGUGGAACAUCUGCUAGAGCUUGAAAGUGAGCUGGACAGAUCCAAGACUUGGACCUAUUUAGCUCAAGUGCUUUCUGACUUGAGAGACAAACUCAACCCUUGUGCAGCCACACUUCUGUCUGAUCACCUGGAGAAAGGAAGAAUCCGACAUCUAUCUGUGAUUGAGGACUUGCGUACUGACUUACUAAAGGCCCAAGAUGCUCUGCGCCUCUGGCUGGAAUAUGAACAUCUCACUGGAGAGUGCAGUGCUCUUCUAAAUCAGCACUGGGAAAGGCUUGAAGAGCUUUUGAGUUCUCCAGCAUCAGACGAGAAUACUGCAGAGCUGCUCUACAGCAGAAUGCAAAGCAUCAAUGUUCUAGAGAAAGACAAUGAGACCUUAAAAAGCAGUGUGGGAAAAGUGCUGGAGGUUGCAAAGCUUCUCAAUGGGCAUAUUGAGCCCCAAUCAGUGGCACUAAUCCAAUCAGAAACCAGGUUACUCUCACGUAACCUUGUCCAUCUUGGCAAGGCACUUGCUGAGAGUGGGGCUCAAGUUCAGGAGGAGCUGGAGAAACACAGCAGUUUCAACACUGAGCUGAAGUCAUUGGCGCAACGAUUUGAGGGCUUUGAAUGCAUAAUGAGCUCUUCAGUUGUAAGCAUGGGGAGCCUGAAGAUGGUUCUGUUAGAUCUGAGUGGGCUGACCCCUAACCUCAAUGCUCUGAAUCAGAAGAGUGUCGGACUCAUCCUAAGCACCACAGAUGAAAAGAGGCUACAGACCCUGAACACUCAGUGGGUGCAGCUUUUCUCUCAGGUCACAGACAGGCACAGGAGAAUGUAUACAGAGAGUCUGCAUGCUCAGAACUUCCAACAGAAGUGCCAGUGUUGGAUGGAGCUCCUGGACAAAAUCGAGGCUGGUUUGUCCAAUCGGGUGCUUGGAAACUGUUCUGCCAUAAGAGAGCAGCUAGCUCUGCAUCAGACACUGAAAGUGGAGGUGCUGAUCAGCCAGCAGCUACUGGAUGCCAUUCUUAAUGAGGUUUUACACUUUCUGGAGAGUGGUCAAAUUGAGGACAGGAGUCGUCUAAACCCAAGACUUAGCCAGCUGAAGGAGCGUUGGCAGGAGAUGCAGCAAAGAGUCCAGCAACGUGGGAGAUAUCUGGAGGGGCUGAUGGGAAAGUGGCAGCUCUAUGAUGCAGACUUGAAGAAACUUUUGAAGUUACUCAGACACACUGAAGAACUGCUGCCCCCAACAGGACUAUCUCCCUGCAGCUUAAAGCAGCUCCAAUGCUCCAAAAAAGACUUUGAGUGGACUGAGGAGCAACUACAGCAUUGUGAAGAACUUUACAACCAGACUGUGGAGGUAGGCUUACAGAUCAAUGCCGUAGCAGAUGUGCAGACACAGACGCACCUGCAAACUGAACUUGAUGACCUCAAGGAGAUGUGGGCGCAAAGCUGUAGCCUAGUGACAAAAAGAAAGGCUCUUGCAAACACCAUAACUCAAACAUGGAGGCACUGUGAAAUUGGACUGGUUAAUAGUGCUCUAAAACUGAAAGAGAUCAAAACAAGAUUGACAUGUCCACUGCCAGAGAAACUGGAAGAACUAAAGACACAAAAGCAGCUCUCCAAGGAGGACGAGGACUCGCUGGAGAUUUGGGCUGGAGGACUGAAAGAGCUGAUAACCAUGAAGGCAGACGUGUCUCAGUACGUGCUGCCCGCAGACACUGCGCUGCUUCAGGGACAGGUAGAAGAACUUCACAGCCAAUGGGAAGAACUUUGCCUGAAGGUGUCACUUCGCAAACAAGAGAUAGCAGAUCGCCUGAACGCCUGGAUCAUUUUCAACGAUAAGAACAAGGAGCUCUGUGAUUGGCUGACACAGAUGGAGAAAAAGGUGGCUCACCAAGGCGAAAACCUUAGUAUUGAGGAAAUGGUGGAGAAACUUAAAAAGGAUUGCAUGGAGGAGAUUAACCUCUUCAGCGAGAACAAGAGCCACCUCAAGCAUCUGGGUGAGCAGCUCUUAUUGGCCAGUGAUAAAACUAAAGAGGCAGAGAUCCGCGGGGCCUUACGUGAUGUCAACGACCGCUGGCAGCACCUGUUCGACCACAUUGAAGCCAGGGUAAAAAAGCUGACGGAGACACUUGUGACAGUGCAGCAAUUGGAUAAGAACAUGAAUAACCUUCGUUCUUGGCUCAACCGCAUUGAGGCAGAGCUGGCCAAACCAAUUCGCUACAGUGUUUGCCAUAGAGAUGAGAUCCAGAAGAAACUGGCAGAACAGCAGGACCUGCAGCAUGACAUCGAGCAGCACACUGAGAGGGUGGCAUCUGUGCUCACCCUUUGUGAAGUUCUUCUCCAUGAUGAAGAUGCCUGCAGCAGCGAUGGAGAGAAUGAAUCCAUUCUGCAGACAACACACAGCUUGGACCAGCGCUGGAGAAAUAUCUGCUCUGUGUCCCUGGAGAGGAGGCUCAGGGUUGAGGAGACGUGGAGGCUGUGGUGUAAGUUUCAGGAGGAUUACUCUUUAUUUGAGAACUGUCUGAUUGUAGCUGAGCACACUGCUGCUGAACCCAAUUCAUCAGAGGUCCAGUACACUGAGGCCAAAGAGGAGCUCAAGAAAUAUGAGGCCUUUCAAAGGCAGGUACAUGAGAGUCUGACCCAGCUGGAGAUCAUUAAUAAUCAGUACAGGCGUCUGGCCCGAGAGAACCGCACCGAUGCAGCCAGUAGACUCCGGGCUAUGGUGCACCAAGGUAACCAGCGCUGGGACGCGCUCCAGAGGAGAGUGGCUGCCAUACUGCGCAGACUCAGGCAUUUCACUAGUCAGAGAGAAGAGUUUGAGGGAACCCGCGAGAGUCUCCUCGUCUGGCUGACUGAUAUUGACCUUCAACUGACCAACGUGGAGCACUUCUCUGAGAGCGACCUCCAAGACAAGAUGAAACAGCUGAAGAGUUUUAAGAAGGGGAUCUCUCUGAACACCAACAAGAUUGAUGCUUUGAUAGUGUUUGGGGAGGGUCUGAUUCAGAAGAGCUCUCCUCAAGAUGCUGUUGUGAUUGAAGAUGAGCUGGAGGAACUGCAUACAUACUGUCAGGAGGUGUUUUGCAGAGUGGCCCGAUUCCACCAGCGCCUCACCAGCCUCAGACCGGUACUAGAACAGCCAGAGCUAUUGGACAGUGAGAAGUCCAGAGAGACGCUGGGAAGCCCCACCACCACCCAGCCCUCCGUGUGCCUGCUGUCCCCUCCUCAUGAGCACUCGGGCCGUGAAACCCCUGUCAGCGUGGACUCCAUCCCUCUGGAGUGGGACCACACUGGGGAUGUUGGCGGUUCUUCGUCACAUGAUGAGGAUGAGGAAGCUGAUUUCUUCUCUGCCUUGUCAGGACAGAACUGGCACUUUCAAAACAUGCCUGCAAGGAAAUCUCUCCACCUGGAAACGUCUUCGCCUGCACAUACCAGCACUCCCUAUAAGCUGGGCUAUGUGAGUAUAUGCCUUCAGCUGAUGUCAGAGUGCAGUGGCAGUAUUAAGAGUGUGAAAAGAGUUUCUAUGAUCCUGGAUGAUGAGGACCAGCAGGAGGAACAAGGCCUCACUGGCCUCAAGACUGCAGACAAACAGACAGGAGUAAUCGAGCGCUGGGAGCUGCUACAAGCACAAGCUGUGAGCAGAGAACAGUGCAGCACUAGAGACCCUCAGCUUCUGACAUCUGACCUGAACAUAAUCACUUCCUGGCUGGACCAAGUUACCCCUGAGCUGGAUCGACUGCAAAAGCCUGAGACAUCUGCCAGUCUCGAAUUCUUAGAAGCAAGAGUCAAACAGCUUAAAGAAAUGCAGAAGGCAUUUGCUCACUAUAAGACCAUGAUGCUGUCUCUGAAUUUGGGUGGGCGAGAGCUACAGGAAGAGGCUGGUUUAGGAGCUCAGGAGCUUAAGGAAGAUCUGCACAGCAUGAAUCGCCGCUGGACAGAGGCUUGUGCAGGCCUAGAGGAAUGGGAGGGGAGUCUACGCAAUACCCUAGAACGUUGUCAAGAGUUUCAUGAGAUGGUGCACUCUCUACUGCUUUGGCUGGCCCAUGCAGAGAGCAGACGCUACACGGUGAACAUACACAACCCUUCUGUGCAGCUCUCCAUGUUACAGGAACACAGGAACACACUGAAGGUUCUGGCUGAGGAGCUGCAGGGAAGACAAAAGCAGGUGGGCUCCCUGCAGGAGAUCGCCUCCGAACUGCUCCCGGAAACUGGGUGCGAGGACACUAAUGAAUCAAGGGAAAAACUCCAUGUCAUCGGAAGCAAACUACGUCUGCUGUCAUGUCAGGUCAACCAGGAUCUCCAUACUAUUCAGGAGCAAUUGGAGCCUACAGCAGAUGCAACAGGAGAGAGGAAAUCCUCAUGCUCAAGGUGGACGCGUGACCAGUCACCUCAACGCUCUUUCUUUUAUCGGGUAAUCCGAGCUGCUUUCCCCCUCCAUCUCCUCUUCAUCCUGCUGCUAGUGCUGGCCUGCCUGGUUCCUCUUUCCGAAGAGGACUACAGCUGCACCCUUUCCAACAAUUUUGCCCGCUCUUUCCACCCCAUGUUGCACUACACCAACGGUCCUCCCCCCACAUGAACC